AUGGCCAACUCCGGGAUCCAGCUGCUGGGGUUUUUCCUGUCGUUAAUUGGCAUCGUCGGGCUCAUCAUCGGGACUAUUCUGCCGCAGUGGAAGAUGUCUGCGUACAUCGGGGACAACAUCAUCACAGCGGUGGCCAUGUACCAGGGACUGUGGAUGUCCUGCGCCUUCCAAAGCACCGGACAGCUCCAGUGUAAAAUCUACGACUCCAUUCUGCAGCUCGACAGCUCUCUCCAGGCCACUCGCGCCUUGAUGAUAGUUGGAAUCAUCGUGUCCAUCGCGGGUCUGGGCGUGGCCUGCAUGGGGAUGAAGUGCACCACCUGCGCAGGAAGCGACAAACUGCGCAAGUCUCGCAUCGCCAUGACGGGAGGCAUCAUCCUGCUAGUGGGAGGGCUGUGCGCCAUCGUAGCCUGCUCCUGGUUCGCUCACAACGUCAUCCGGGCUUUCUAUAAUCCCUACACUCCUGUCAACACCAAGUUUGAGUUCGGAGCCGCCAUCUUCAUCGCGUGGGGCGGCUCUCUCCUAGACGUCCUGGGCGGCGCCAUGUUAGCCGCCUCCUGUCCGAGGAAGAAGCAGGUGUCCAAGUACCCGUCCAUGGCCGGCUCCCGCUCUGGCCCUCCCAGCAGCACUAAAGAAUACGUCUGAGCCCGACGCCUGAGACUCCAAGAGAAGCUGAGGAAGAAAGUUCCCCCUUUUGUUGCAGCGUCAGCGAGGAGUAAAAACCGAAGAUGUAGACAGAGGCAAGGAGAACUGGACUUUCUUUACUUUUUGGUCCAGGCAGGCCUUUGAAGACCCCCCUGAUUAUCAUGCAGCACUCUCAAUUGUUUCACGAGGGAUGUCUCUCACCCCGUCCACACAUUCCACAGUUGUUUACAAGUGGCCUUCACGAAUACAUUAUAAUUGGAUCCCCUGACUUAAUAGACAACCCUCAGGGUGUAACCUCUUGAAUUGUAGCCUAAAUGGUGGAUUAAAGCCAACACUUGCACCCCCGUGUUAGAACCAGCGUUUAUUAGCGUUUGCCAUGUAAUUGAAAGUAAUCAAUUGCAGUUUGGUGCUCAUGCUGCAGCUCAGCCAGACCGACACGGGGUGACAAUAUGUGUUUAAUAUUAAGUGUUGGUUCUAAAAUAGAUGUUGCGAUGAGCAGGGUGUGACUUCACACAAGGGGCUCAGUGUGUAGGGUGAGCGUCUCACACAGGCCUUUUACUACAGCACUCACCCACAGGCGCUGCAGCUCUUCAUACCAGACUGUUACAAACCCUGCUCGGAUAUGAAAUAUUUGAUCACUCAGUCAUUAUCCCUCCAUUAGCUUCCAUAUCAGCUAUUGUCACAUUAAACCUGCCUCUAUUUAUUUUGCCAAGCGUAGGUUUUUUUUCCCGCUCCUGUGUAGAGUCGCAUUAUCGGUAGUCUGCUGAGGCCCUUUUGUAGCUUUCAGAGUCAUAUUUUUUAUUAAGAUGUUGUAUGUCUCCUGUUUUUUUUUUAGAUGUCAUAGUUUUAUACACUUGGCUCUUCUAGCAGAUAAUGGAAAAUUGUUGUAUGGAUUUUUUUUUAACAUGUCCAUUAAAUAAUAAAGAUACUGCAACAUUGUUAAU
Molecule: messenger RNA, 1586 nt
Organism: Stegastes partitus (bicolor damselfish)
Lineage: Eukaryota; Metazoa; Chordata; Actinopteri; Pomacentridae
Product: claudin-7-A
Exons: 4
Coding region: 1-642 (213 amino acids)
Cellular component (GO): membrane; bicellular tight junction
Molecular function (GO): structural molecule activity
Source: RefSeq, a predicted model, not a curated record